UGGGAUUCUCCAUUUGGUCACAGAAACUGAUGAUGCUGUUCACGCCGAUAUUCUUUACUCUCCUCUUGGCAGCUUGCCAGGCUGCCUUUAACCAGCCACAUUAUGCGCCGGGACGCGAAACUAUCGUGCAUCUUUUCGAAUGGAAGUGGAAGGACAUCGCGAGGGAAUGCGAGGAGUUCCUUGGACCUAAGGGCUUUGGUGGUGUGCAGGUGUCACCCAUCCAAGAAAACCUGAUAGCCAAAAACAGACCAUGGUGGGAGCGUUAUCAACCCAUGUCGUACCUGAUGAUCACUCGAUCAGGCACAAGAGAAGACUUCGCUGACAUGGUAGAAAGAUGCAACCGAGUAGGCGUCAGAAUUUACGUGGACGCCGUUGUGAAUCACAUGACAGGCAAUUAUGCGGACGCUGUUGGUACCGCAAAUUCCAGAGCAAACACGUACAACCGGGAAUAUUAUCAACCACCGUACCAUGCGGAGCAUUUCCAUCCGAUUUGUACAGUCAAUGAUUACAGAAACGCGGGGAACGUGAGAAAUUGUGAAUUGACUGGUCUGCACGAUUUGAAUCAGGGUCUUGAGUAUGUUCGAGAGAAGAUUGUGAACUUCAUGAACGAAGCUAUCGAUAUUGGCGUUGCUGGAUUCAGAAUUGACGCUGCGAAGCACAUGUGGCCAGCAGAUUUAAGCGUCAUCUACUCGAGGUUGAAGAAUCUUAACACGAAACACGGUUUCCCACAAGGUGCCCGGCCAUACAUUUAUCAAGAAGUGAUCGAUUACGGUGGCGAAGCGAUCAGCAAGACCGAUUACAACAAAUUGGCGGCGGUGGUUGAGUUCAAGUAUGCCAAAGAGCUUUCGAAUGCCUUCCUAGGGAACAAUCUUCUGAAAUGGUUCGUGAACUGGGGAGAAGCGUGGAGUCUUUUACCCUCGCAGGACUCGCUGGUUUUUGUGGACAACCAUGACACUCAACGGGACUCUAAUGUACUCACGUAUAAAAUGUCCAAACAGUACAAGAUGGCAGUAGCGUUCAUGUUAGCUCACCCAUUCGGCACCCCGCGAGUGAUGAGCUCCUUCGACUUCCAAGACCGCGAUCAAGGUCCUCCUCAAGACAGCAACGGCAACCUCGUGUCUCCAAAAAUCAACCCAGACAAUACCUGCGGCAAUGGUUGGGUCUGCGAACACCGUUGGCGACAGAUCUACAACAUGGUGCGAUUCCGCAACGUCGUCAGAGGAACGAACGUCGUUAACUGGUGGGACAAUAACGGGAACCAAAUUGCAUUCUGCCGUGGAAAUGCAGGUUUCAUAGCGAUCAAUGGCGACCGGUCGGACUUGAGAGCUACGCUUAAUACCUGUCUCCCAGCUGGACAGUACUGUGACGUCAUUUCCGGAGAUCUGGUGAAUGGAAGGUGUACUGGAAAAGUUGUCAAUGUGCAGAGUAAUGGGCAGGCUCAGAUUGAAAUAAUGCAGGGAGAGGACGAUGGAGUCCUGGCUAUUCACAAAAAGUCUAAAGUUGCAUAAACUGGGCCAUCGACGUAACCUUUGCAACGAAGAUUAUGCGACCGUCAAUUCUUGAUAUAUCAUAUCCUACAGUAUUAUAAAAAUUGUACAUAUGUUUGAAGUGUUCAAAAGUGUUCGAUUCACUUUGUAAAUAAAAAGGGUUGGAAUAAAUUUUGUCA
Molecule: messenger RNA, 1666 nt
Organism: Megachile rotundata (alfalfa leafcutting bee)
Lineage: Eukaryota; Metazoa; Arthropoda; Insecta; Hymenoptera; Megachilidae
Product: alpha-amylase
Biological process (GO): carbohydrate metabolic process
Molecular function (GO): alpha-amylase activity; cation binding
Source: RefSeq, a predicted model, not a curated record